AUGAGCAUACGAAUCUCUGCAGAAGAAAAAGGAAAAAGGGUAUGCUUCGAUUCCCAUCAUGCUCCCCGAACAGCUAGAAUCAAAGCCCAACUGCCUGUGGAUUCUGAAAUCCUCGACAAACAUUCCCUCACGCUGAUAGGGAGAGUAACGAACCCAUCUGCGCAACGAGUCUGGCCACUAAUAGCUUUCUUCACGGAACUCUGGAAAUCAGACGUCCGACCAGUAGGUGCAGACAUGGGAAACGGUCUCUUUCAAUUCAAAUUUGAAAAAGAGGAAGACCUGAUACAAGUCCUGGAAAAGAGGCCAUAUCACUACUCAAGAUGGAUGGUCAUUGUGCAAAGAUGGGAGCCAACCAUAUCACCAUCUUUCCCUUGCCUUAUCCCGUUCUGGAUAAAGGUACAAGGUAUACCGAUACAUCUCUGGUCAGAGGAGUUUAUCAAAACCAUCGGUGAAGACAUUGGUCUCUAUGAAAAAACAGAGAUAACUCCCCUUUCGGUUCGAAUGAGAGUUCAAGUUAAUGGCCUCCUCCCGCUAAUUACGUCCUCUGUGAUUGAAUAUCCAAACGAUGAAGAAGUCACCGUAAAACUAGUCUACGAAAGACUAGAACGUCAUUGCUCCAAAUGCUUCAGAUUGGACCACGAACUACGAGAUUGUCUGGAGGCCAAAGCACAAAACAACGCCUUAAAGAAAGCGCAAGAGGCGCUCAUGACAGGUCUACCAUCGGAUACUUCUGUCAACGAAUCUAGACAAGAAGGAGGAUAA
Molecule: messenger RNA, 762 nt
Organism: Brassica napus (rape)
Lineage: Eukaryota; Viridiplantae; Streptophyta; Magnoliopsida; Brassicales; Brassicaceae
Exons: 1
Coding region: 1-762 (253 amino acids)
Source: RefSeq, a predicted model, not a curated record